Molecule: messenger RNA, 2432 nt
Organism: Tarenaya hassleriana
Lineage: Eukaryota; Viridiplantae; Streptophyta; Magnoliopsida; Brassicales; Cleomaceae
Product: beta-galactosidase 12
Exons: 18
Coding region: 145-2325 (726 amino acids)
Biological process (GO): carbohydrate metabolic process
Cellular component (GO): vacuole; cell wall
Molecular function (GO): beta-galactosidase activity
Source: RefSeq, a predicted model, not a curated record
CAUUGCUUCAAACCCACCCAAAAAAAAACCCAUGAGCAAAUUAUUUUUUUAGAAGAAUCUUCUUCCCCAAUUUCCUUUUUCAUUAUCAAAAGAACCCAACUCCUAAAGUUUCAAUUUUUUUCAUCAAAGGGCAAAAACAAAAACAUGGGUUUGAAUUUAAGGGGUAAAGCCUGGAUUUUUCUGGCAAUUCUUUGUUGCUCAUCGAUUUCUUCGGCUAAAGCUGCAGUAUCAUAUGAUCACAAAGCAGUGAUCAUCAAUGGGCAGAGAAGGAUCCUUCUUUCUGGGUCCAUUCACUACCCGAGAAGCACUCCCGAGAUGUGGCCUGACCUUAUACAAAAGGCCAAAGAUGGAGGCCUGGAUGUUAUACAGACCUAUGUCUUCUGGAAUGGACACGAACCCUCUCCUGGCAAAUAUUACUUUGAGGACAGGUAUGAUCUGGUUAGGUUCGUAAAGCUGGUGCAACAAGCUGGUCUCUAUGUUCAUCUUAGGAUUGGCCCUUAUGUAUGCGCUGAAUGGAAUUUUGGAGGGUUCCCUGUUUGGCUCAAGUACAUCCCUGGUAUUGCCUUCAGGACUGAUAAUGGACCCUUCAAGGCUGCCAUGCAAAAAUUCACUGAGAAGAUUGUGGGAAUGAUGAAAGCAGAGAAGCUGUUUGAGACACAAGGAGGACCCAUCAUUCUUUCACAGAUAGAGAAUGAAUAUGGACCAGUGGAAUGGGAGAUAGGAGCACCGGGCAAAGCCUACACGAAAUGGGCAGCUGAAAUGGCCGUGGGACUUUCCACUGGUGUCCCAUGGAUUAUGUGCAAGCAAGAUGAUGCCCCUGACCCUAUUAUAAACACAUGCAACGGAUUCUACUGCGAGGGUUUCAAACCAAAUUCGGACAGGAAGCCAAAGAUGUGGACAGAGAACUGGACUGGUUGGUUCACUGAGUUUGGCGGUGCGGUUCCGUACAGACCAGCAGAAGACAUUGCAUUCUCCGUUGCGCGGUUCAUUCAGAACGGUGGCUCCUUCGUCAAUUACUACAUGUACCAUGGAGGGACGAACUUUGACAGGACUGCCGGUGGGUUCAUCGCCACGAGCUAUGACUACGACGCACCUCUUGAUGAAUAUGGGUUACCAAGAGAACCGAAAUGGAGUCAUUUGAAAGAGUUGCAUAAGGUCAUCAAGCUAUGCGAGCCAGCUUUGGUUACCGUUGAUCCAACCGUUACAUCGCUCGGGGAUAAUCAAGAAGCUCAUGUUUUCAGGUCCAAGUCCUCCUGCGCUGCAUUUCUCUCGAACUAUGACCCAAGUUCUGCCGUGAAAGUCACAUUCGGGGGAUUUCCUUACGAUUUGCCUCCGUGGUCUGUUAGUAUUCUGCCUGACUGCAAAACUGUGUAUUACAACACUGCACAGGUUCGUGCCCCGAGUGUAACCAUGAAGAUGGUUCCUACUGGUGGCCCGUUCUCAUGGGAAUCAUACAACGAAGAAAGCCCUUCUUGGAAUGACGACGGCACAUUUGCACUGGAUGGGUUCGUGGAACAGAUAAACAUGACCAGAGACAGUACAGACUAUCUCUGGUACCUUACCGACAUCACAAUCAGUCCUGAUGAGAAGUUCUUGAAGACUGGCGAUGACCCUCUUCUAACCAUUUGGUCUGCCGGCCAUGCAUUACACGUCUUUGUGAAUGGACAGCUUGCAGGGACUGCAUAUGGAAGCCUAAACAACCCGAAACUAACCUUUAGCCAGAAGAUCAAGUUACAUGCAGGAGUGAAUAAGUUAGCUCUGUUAAGCAUCGCAGUCGGUCUCCCGAACGUCGGGCUGCAUUAUGAGACAUGGAAUGCUGGGGUUCUUGGCCCGGUCUCGCUGAAGGGAGUAAAUUCCGGAACAUGGGACAUGUCCAAGUGGAAAUGGUCCUACAAGGUUGGCCUGAAAGGUGAAGCUCUGAGCCUUCAUACCGUGACAGGGAGUUCCUCCGUGGAAUGGGUAGAAGGAUCACUGGUGGCAAAAAAGCAACCUCUGACCUGGUACAAGGCUAGUUUUGACACACCGGCAGGCAAUGAACCAUUGGCUCUGGACAUGGACACAAUGGGGAAAGGCCAAAUUUGGAUAAACGGCCGAAACAUUGGACGUCAUUGGCCAGGGAACACGGCUCAUGGGAACUGCGGGCGUUGCAGCUAUGCUGGAACUUACACUGACAAGAAAUGUCUAAGUAACUGCGGAGAAGCUUCUCAAAGAUGGUACCAUGUUCCUCGCUCGUGGCUGAAGCCAUCUGGGAACCUUCUGGUUGUGUUUGAGGAGUGGGGCGGUGACCCUAAUGGGAUCACCCUAGUGAGAAGAACAAGCAAAUGAAGCUUCUGGCUAAGGUUUUUUCAUGGCAGAAGCUGUUUCCAUGUUUCCUGCUCUGCUUUCAAGAUGACGCAAAAGCCGGAAACUGCGAAUUUGUGCAGUGAUUACAA